GAGUCGUCUUCCUCGCAGAGUCGCAGCUAAUUUGCAGACUCGCAAAAUUUCUUCCGUUUCAGAAGUGUCCAGAUCUGGCUCGCCUUGCAACGCUCCUUACGCCUUCCCCGCGCUAAACGUGCAACUCGCGAAACAGCUGACCGCCUCGGGCGAUUUCCUGCCGCCUCGCUCCGACGCGCUCGCCGACGAGCGCGAAGAAACGUAGAUGAACCCCAUGGAUUCGCAGACCCAGAACACCUCGCUGCAGAGGCUUCAAAAUGUGGAGAAGAGAAUCGUUAAGGUUUUGGAGCUAGCUGGAGGUGUCAUGGAUGAGCUUGCAAACCCUAGUGGUCCCAGAAAGGAGUUUAUCAACAACCAUUGCCGCGAGUUCAUGCAAUUGAUCAAGGAUAUUCAAGUGGCACUGCGGGAUGAAAUUAAAAGUGCAUGCGAUUACCGUCCGUUUGAGAAGUGUGAUUACAGUUCAAGAGUAGCUAAUGAAAUCUGUUGCAAGAAACUGGAAUAUGUCAUGUCACAGUUGGAUGCAAUGAAAGAAACAAUGGACGAAUAUCAUAAUGCAGUUUGAAGAUCCAUGGUAGACAAGUUAAGUCCAUUCUCAUCAGCAUUCCACCUUUUUGUAUCAGGCUUCCUAGAAUAUAAUGCUUUUGCAAGCAUAUAGUUAUUAGAAUCUGGAAAAGGAGUUAUCACUCUGCUUCUGUCAUAUGAUCCUAUGUUCAUUUUACCAGAUUGUGGGAAGGAGAGAGAGAGAAACUGGGAUUUUGAAACAAAAAUGGGCAGAUGUUGUUCUAGAUUCCCAUUAUCUAGCUUUUAAGGUUCAUUCUCAGUAGAUGCACAUGUUCUAAGAACCUCUUUUUGAUUGUAUAUACUUAACUUGGGCUAUAUGUGUUGGUUAUUAUUAAUAGCAUUCUUGAUAAUGUUACCUGAAA
Molecule: messenger RNA, 923 nt
Organism: Prunus avium (sweet cherry)
Lineage: Eukaryota; Viridiplantae; Streptophyta; Magnoliopsida; Rosales; Rosaceae
Product: mediator of RNA polymerase II transcription subunit 11
Biological process (GO): regulation of transcription by RNA polymerase II
Cellular component (GO): mediator complex
Molecular function (GO): transcription coregulator activity
Source: RefSeq, a predicted model, not a curated record